Molecule: messenger RNA, 5692 nt
Organism: Myotis daubentonii (Daubenton's bat)
Lineage: Eukaryota; Metazoa; Chordata; Mammalia; Chiroptera; Vespertilionidae
Gene: EFNA5
Product: ephrin A5
Biological process (GO): regulation of cell-cell adhesion; ephrin receptor signaling pathway; axon guidance
Cellular component (GO): external side of plasma membrane; plasma membrane
Molecular function (GO): ephrin receptor binding
Source: RefSeq, a predicted model, not a curated record
CUGGAUCUGUAAGCAAACAGCAGGCUGUUCCUUGACUGGCUGCUCCACGCACCUACCUACCCAAGUAAACUGCAUGGGGGAGAGGGGGAGGGUGUAACGGGAGCAGCCCCCCGGACCCGGGCCGCGGCGGCAGCAGCGCUGGCGGGCGCUGGCUGGCGGCGCCUCCCCCUGUUCGGUCCAGAGCUCUCACCCGUGCUCGCGCCGCCCGCCUGCCCCGCGCCCUGCGUUACACGCCCGCCCCCCCCGCCCCAGCGCCUCCCCUGCCCACGUUCACGCGGGCCGCCUCGCGUUCUCGUGCGGCUGCUGGGUCGCGGCUGCUGUCGGCUUUACACGCAGGUCAUUAACGAGGGGGCGUGCCCGAGAUUUUUCCCAUAAAGCACCCCCCCCCCUUUUUUUUCUCUUUUGCCAAACUGACUUUUACCCCUUUCCACUUCUCGCCAGCCGUUUCAAUCCCUCCCCGGCUGCCGGGGCUGCCGCCGCCGCUGCACUCAAGUUUAUUUUCCCGCCCGGUAGGGGUUUUAGGAUUCGGUUGGUGGUUUUCACCUCUUGUUGCUGCUGUGCCCAAGGAGGGGAAGACGAGCAGCUGCGGGAGGAUCGGGAAGGUUUUCUGAUGUAGUCAUCGGGGAGGUGCCACUCGCUCGUGCGCUCCCCCCACCCUCCCUUUCAAACUGAUUGAUGCGUCUCUACAAGUUGCUGGGCUUGGGGCCGAACCCAUCGGAGUCGCGGAGAGACUUCUGAGAGCGCACUCGGGGCUCUUGGCACUGCGUCCGGGGGCUCAUUCCUGCUCCCGGAAGGCGAUCGGAGACUGACAUCAGCCCAUCCAGGAGUUGGAGAGAUUCAUGUGAAAGUGAUUGUUUCCCCUCCCGCUCUGCAGCCGAGCUCCUGGGUUGGCGUCGCCCUGCAGGUUUAGUCAUCCCAGCUCCGCCUGGCUGGCUGGUAACCUCUGCUCUUCGUUCACCUCGGUACACCCACACCCGGCCGAGAAAAGCACGCGCGAGAAAUCCCCGAGGCCAGCGCCUGCGGUGCUGUCUCCCGCCGCCGCCGCCGCCGCUGCAGUCCGACUCCGCCGGGGACCUGCUGGAAGACACGGAGAGCCAAACUUUUUUUUGAGGUUUGCGAAGCAAGACCGCUCCUCGCCAGCUUCGUUGCCGCUUAACCCGUUCCAGGACGCCGGCGGGGCUGGGUUUGUGGCUCCGGAUCCCCACCCUCCUCAGCGCACCGCCCCGAACCCGCAACACCUACGACUCCUCCGCGAUUUCUGGGGGUUGCCCAGUGAAGGCACAGACGAGGCCACCGGCGCGAAGCCCCCAUCCACACGGAGCUCUCCUUCCGCAGUUUCCCACCGGCCGCCAAAGUAACUUGGAGCGAAGCGGGGCGCCCUGCGAGAGCCCUGGGCGGCGGAGAGCUGUGCAUCCCGCCGCGCCGACGCUGAGCCGAGCCGGGCGGGCCAGUGUAUGUCUUCCCGCGGCCGCGGCGCGCAGCUCCCGGUGACUGUGCAGCGUGCGCCGCCGCCUGCCCCGACCCGCGCUGCCGUCGCUCGGCCGGGCGCGCACCUCCUUCUCCCCGGGUGACCGGCCAGCCGCCGCCGCCGCCGCCCUAGACACAGCUUGGCACCCCCUUACCCCGCCCUCGCCGCCGCCGCCGCCACACACUCGCAUGCUUCUCUCCAUCUUGUGAUUUCUUUUUUUCCUUUUGAACCCUCCAGUGGGGGUGCGAGUUUGUAUUUAGCCCCUCCACUCCACUGCCUCUUUUCUUCCCGCUCUCCGCCCCCCUCCCCCAGUUUGGUGUGUGCCUUUUUCUCUUCUCAUUCCUCUUGAAUUUUAUUUAUUCCUAUUUAUUUGGCUCCUGCUCUCUCCCUCUCGUUCUCUCCUCCCCUCCUUCUCUCCGGAUCCCUGCUCUCUCCCCGGAGUGGCGCGUCCAGUGCUCCGCCGCUGGCCAGGCGUGAUGUUGCACGUGGAGAUGUUGACGCUGAUGUUUCUGGUGCUCUGGAUGUGUGUGUUCAGCCAGGACCCGGGCUCCAAGGCUGUCGCCGACCGCUACGCCGUCUACUGGAACAGCAGCAACCCUAGAUUCCAGCGGGGUGACUACCACAUUGACGUCUGCAUCAAUGACUACCUGGAUGUUUUCUGCCCUCACUACGAGGACUCAGUCCCAGAAGAUAAGACCGAGCGUUACAUCCUCUACAUGGUGAACUUUGAUGGCUACAGUGCCUGCGACCACACUUCCAAAGGGUUCAAGCGUUGGGAAUGUAACCGGCCUCACUCUCCGAAUGGACCACUGAAGUUCUCUGAGAAAUUCCAGCUCUUCACGCCCUUUUCUCUAGGAUUUGAGUUCAGGCCAGGCCGGGAAUAUUUCUACAUCUCCUCUGCAAUCCCAGAUAAUGGAAGAAGGUCCUGUCUAAAGCUCAGAGUCUUUGUGAGACCAACAAAUAGCUGUAUGAAAACUAUAGGUGUUCAUGAUCGUGUUUUCGAUGUUAACGACAAAGUAGAAAAUUCAUUAGAACCAGCAGAUGACACCGUACAUGAGUCAGCCGAGCCAUCCCGUGGCGAGAACGCGGCACAGACACCCAGGAUACCCAGCCGCCUUUUGGCAAUCCUACUGUUCCUCCUGGCGAUGCUUUUGACAUUAUAGCACAGUCUCCUCCCGUCACCUGUCACAGAAAACACCAGGGUCUUGGAACACCAGAGAUCCACCUAACUGCUCAUCCUAAGAAGGGACUUGUGAUUGGUUGCUUUGGCAGAUGUCAGAUUUUUGUUUUCUUUCUUUCAGCCUGAAUUCUAAGGAACAACUUGGGGCCUGUGGGGGGCUCAAGUAGUUGCUGCCUCCCUCACCCCGCCCCAGCCCUUGCCCUUGACUUUUCUCACCCCUUCCAAAUUAAAUGGACUCCAGAUGAAAAUGCCAAAUUGUCGUAGUGACACCGGUGGUCAGCAGCGCCUGCGCACUCUCCUGUAGGAGCUCCCCUUCUUUAGGGCCCUGUGUCAGCAGCACGUGGACGAGGAAGAAUAGUGGCAGAUGCAGCCAGGGAUGGCGAGGCCCAGGAGGGUUCUUCCCUCCCAUCCAAUAUUUAUGCCUUUUCAUUCAGGACUGGAAGAGAAUCGUGCAGGGCAGCAUGUCACCAUGUCACGUCCAGAGGGGAGGUAUUAAGGACAGAUAUAAUAUUACACUAUUUCCUCUAGGGUGUGUAAAUGAACAGGCUUCUAAAAGGUUGAGACACUUUUUUUUUUUUUAGAUGACUGUCUUGACAGCAAAAUGUGUGCUCCAUAAAAGAAGCCUUUUUCCUAGGCGGUGGGUAGGGUGCCGGAAUGCUACCCAGAGCGAGUGCGAGUGACAUCAGAGAAAACUUAGGUUUGGUGGGGGUGUGUAUGUAUGAGUGCCUCUAAUAUUUUUGGUGACUGGGCGGUAUACACCAGAUUAUUUUUCCCUUUGACUACAGAUCACCAUGGUGCUACAACUAUUUUUGUUUUUAAAGAAAUUCAAAGAGGCAUUUUUAUGACUAAAGUGACCUUCCCCAAGGCUGACAAGCCAGGGUUGAUGAGUGCAUAAUGGAAUAGCUUUGAAUCCUCCUCUGGGGCACACUAUGUACCAAGGAGCACAGGUCCGUGGCCAGAGGAGAGGUGAUGUGGCUUUGCUGGAGCGCCAGUGCGCCGUGGCCUUUCCCCGUCUCCCACCCUAGCACCCACGUUUUGCUCCACACUCGGUGACGACAGGGGCUCGGACACAAACCCCUGGCCCCCGGAGAGUCAGUCAGCACGACUUGGGAGGGCUAAAGGGAAAUUUGGAAUAAAAAUUCCAAAGUGUGGAAUAAAAAAAAAUUCAAGUGUUGAUUUUAUAUUCUUUCCCUUUCUGACACAGCCUGAAAGCGUAGGGGGAACAUGUGUUUAUCUGUGGGAGAUAAACAAGAUGGAGUCCCAAAGACUUUAACAAAAUAUUUUUUUAAAAAUCCACUAGAAUAGAAAAUACAUUAUUUAGAUAUACUUUAUGCUGAGAGUGUAUAUGCUUGUCCUAUUUAAACUUGUGAGAAAAAGUGGUAUCCCUUGAUAUAUUUAGGAAUAUGGAGGCUAUCUUGUUUCCUUGUGGGGGUGGGGCAGAAGGCGAAUACAUGCAGGAUGACCCUGUCUGCUUAAGGAAUCUCAGCAUGGCCAGCAAGGGAUGUUUCCAGUUAGUCACCAGGAAAUGCACGCCUUGGGGGCUUCUACUGGUGAAGCUAUCGCGAACUUUGAACUCGGAAGCCUAUAGACAGGAAAGAGCGGCAGACCAAGGGAAAAGAAAUCUUGCCUUUUCUGCUAUUGCACGACACCAACAGAAAACAUGCCUUUUGAAACAAAACAAAAAAUAUAUGCGAUGAUCAUGUGAGAUGUGAACAAUUGGAAGAAUUCCAGCAAAAUAAGUGAUUUUAAAAAAUGUAUGUGUUAAAAAAAAGGGGGAGGGUCUUCUUAUGGACCGCUUUUGUGAAUGGGAGCUUGGUAAGCAUCAGUAGUUCUGACUUAGAGAAGUAUGUGCGAGAAGGCAGCUAGCUGUGCACGUGUUGAAAUGUAACGCGGGCUUACCUGAUCUGUUUGGGGGGUGUUGCUGCUGGGUCUCUGUGUCCCGGGAACCAGUGAGUGGGGCCGCCAGCCUCGCAGAUACAACCGGGCCUGCCCCCCCGGACCUCAGGGCCUUCUCGGGAGUGGCAUGGCAGAGUCUUGUCACAGAGGCAGCCACCGUUUUGCUGCAAGAAAAGUUCACAGCAUCGGAUUCUUUUUUUCCUUCAACUGUUUAGCUGCUCAGUCCUCUCAGUAACGCCCAAUAAUGCUUCUUUUUAUGAAUAGUUGCAGGCUUGUUGGUCCAGUGGGAUGUGGGUAGGAGGGAAAGAGAUACCUUCUAAAAUGGAUCAAUAGUCAGAACCAAAAUAAUACUGCAUGUUCUAUAACCACAAGGAAAUCAAAUGAUCCUGUAAUGAUGCCAGUUAGUCAUAACUACAUUAGCAGUGCUAAUUUCAUUUUAGAAAUGGUGACUUCUGUGGUUUUCCUAGCAUUUGUCUCUAACAAAUGAUGAAAUAAUUACUCAUGGCCCUCUCUGCCACUCUCUUUCAUUUUUCACAGUGAAAUUAGACCCCUUCCCUUCACCAUUGUGCCACUGCAAAUUAAGUUUAAAAAAAAGAAAAAGUAGCAAGACUAUCCCUACCAGUAGACAGUGUGCUUCUCUACCUAUAAAGUGAUGUAAUUGUAGGUCAUGCUUGCCGCGGAGUUUUCAAGAAGAUGAUGGGUAUCAGGCAGUUUUCAUCUUGUCCAAAAAGUGCUGGUGGCCUUUUGUGGUGUCGUGACAACCCUCUGGGGGCUUAGGAAGAUGUCGAUGCAACUUGGUAGGAGCUUUUCAUUUCAAAAAACAACUCAAAAGUCUGAAGGGCAGCCUUCGCUGCCUCUCAGCCCAUUAGUCAGACCCAGGGACCUUUGCCCCCGGUUGCCUGGGGCUUUGCAACAUGAAGCAGGGAAAUAAGGAUCUGUCUGUUCAGUGGAUACCGUGUAUCCUUUAAUAGGCCAGGUAACCGUCUGUGUUAGUUUAGACUCUUGUUUUGUACUGUACUUUCUUGGGUGGCAGAGGAAAGAAAAGUAAAACAUUAAAAAAAAAAAACAACUGCGUUCUUUAAAUUCUGUAUUAUUAGCAACCUCUGUUGUAUAUAGUGUUUGAUAAUAAAGUAUUAAUUUGAUUCUUA